AUUAAAUUUUAUUAAUAAGAAAAUUUUAUUUCAUAAGCUUUUAUUUUAACAAUGUCUCUUGCCUCGCGUUCUCGUUACCGACCCAAUGUGCGUCUGGGUAAUUGGUUCGAAGACAUUUGUUUAGAACAAGAUAAAAUUCGUGUAUUCAAAGAUCUUCGCGAUCGUGGUGAACUUUUAGUAGAAAAAACACGUCGUCUCUUCGAUAACUUUCAUAAGGAAAUCGUACUCGAAGCACCCAAAGAGAAUGUACGUUUUGGAGCGGUAGUACAGCUUAUGCCUUACAAUAUGCAAAUCUGUGAAUAUAACAAUUCAGAUGUUCAUCCCGCCCUUUCGGUAGUGAUAAAUGAACGUGUGGUUAGACGUAGUCAAAAGAUCAAUGAUGAGUGUGAAUUGACAAUAGCGCCUUCGAUAAAACCUUGUGUACGCAAUUCAUUUCGUAUAGUUAGUAGCGAUGAUAAGGAUCGUACCAAUGAGCUGUUGAAAUAUGGUCAACAUUUUCGUUUGGAAUGUGUUGAAUCUUCGGCAGAUCCUUUGCUAUUGUAUAGUGCUCAAAAAUCGGCAGAUUUAAAUUCAAUGAUUUCGACUACAUUUAGUUCGAGAAAAUAUGGAGAGUUAAAUUUAAAAUUGGGCUUGUGUUUGAAGAGGAACUGUGGCCCUGGCAAAUUAAUACCUUCUGCCUAUACAAAUUGGUUUUGUCAACAUAUCGAUCCUACACAACGUUUUGAGACUGAUGGUACUACUUUGCCGAGCAACAAACCUUUGGUUAUAACCCAUGCAGCAACAAAUCGUAAUUUGGCAGCCGAGAAUGUUGUAAUUCAAACUUUAUUUGGAACGGAAUUCUUGGUUUCGGUGCAAAAUUAUAAAACUAUUUACAAACGUGAAAACUGGAAAAAUAUUUGGAUGAUUAGCAAUGGACAUCAAUUCAAGUAAAAAUUUUAGUUUUCUUAUAAUAUAUUCUUAAUAUUUUUAGUUGUUUUUAUUCACGCCAAAUAAAUUAUUUAAAAUAAA
Molecule: messenger RNA, 1008 nt
Organism: Lucilia cuprina (Australian sheep blowfly)
Lineage: Eukaryota; Metazoa; Arthropoda; Insecta; Diptera; Calliphoridae
Product: cilia- and flagella-associated protein 161
Exons: 4
Coding region: 52-930 (292 amino acids)
Biological process (GO): cilium assembly
Cellular component (GO): motile cilium
Source: RefSeq, a predicted model, not a curated record